AGCCGCCAUUCUUACUCAACUGCGGCGGCGGCCUGUACAUUCACAUUCAGCUUUACGCACAUUCUCUCAAUAAAUUUCUCCCCCAAAUUCCAAAGAGAGAAGUAGGGUACGGUAUUCUACGCUCACCAUGUCCAUGUUUCUCCAGCAAUGCCCUUCUCUCUUCACCUUCCCUUCCUCUUCUCCCUCCUUUUCUGCUCAGAUUUCUGUGAAAUCGACGGUCUUCUGUUGCCUGUCGCCUUCCCCGGUCACCGUCGUUAAUGGUAACACGGAGCGGAGGAGUUCUGAGAGAAAUGAGAUUCGUCUUGGCUUGCCCAGUAAAGGGCGCAUGGCUACUGACACUCUGGAUCUUCUCAAGGACUGUCAACUUUCAGUCAGGCAGGUGAAUCCUCGACAAUAUGUUGCAGAAAUUCCACAGCUCUCCAACAUGGAAGUCUGGUUUCAGCGGCCAAAAGACAUUGUUAGAAAAUUGUUGUCUGGAGAUCUAGACCUUGGCAUUGUUGGUCUUGAUACAGUCACUGAAUAUGGACAGGGGAAUGAUGAUCUUAUCAUUGCUCAUGAUGCACUUGAGUACGGGGAUUGCCGGUUAUCCCUUGCAAUUCCCAAAUAUGGGAUUUUUGAGAAUAUAAACUCACUGAAGGAACUAGCGCAAAUGCCUCAAUGGACUGUUCAGAAACCUCUCCGAGUUGCUACUGGUUUCACUUAUUUGGGUCCUAAAUUUUUGAAAGAAAAUGGACUGAAGCAUGUGACCUUUUCAACUGCUGAUGGAGCGCUGGAGGCGGCUCCUGCGAUGGGAAUAGCUGAUGCUAUUUUGGAUCUUGUGAGUAGUGGGACAACCCUCAGGGAAAACAACUUAAAAGAAAUUGAAGGUGGAGUUGUCUUGGAAAGCCAGGCUGUUCUUGUGGCAAGCAGGAAAUCACUGAUCCAGCGGAAAGGUGUUCUGGAUACAACACAUGAGAUUCUUGAAAGAUUGGAGGCACAUUUAAGGGCAGUAGAUCAGUUCACGGUAACUGCGAACAUGAGAGGAAGUAGUGCGGAGGAAGUGGCUGAGCGGGUUUUGACCCAGCCAUCAUUAUCUGGUUUGCAGGGACCAACUGUAAGUCCAGUCUUUUGCAAACGCGAUGGGAGAGUGGCAGCAGAUUACUAUGCUAUAGUCAUAUGUGUGCCCAAAAAGGCACUCUACAAGUCAGUUCAGCAGCUGAGAGCGAUUGGAGGCAGUGGAGUUCUAAUUUCUCCACUGACAUACAUCUUCGAUGAAGAAACGCCAAGGUGGCGUGAGCUUCUUUCAGAACUUGGGCUCUAAAUCAAUGCUGCAGAUGCCCCAGGUGGUUUCUUGCAUUUCUUUCCAGUAUCAAUGCCAAGAGUUUCUCAAGCAUAUACCAGUCAAAGCUGAACACGGUAAUCAAAAUUUCAUCAGCAAGAGCUCAAAAACAGUGUAGUUACUUCUUUGUACUUAUGUUCAAACCCCGGCAAAGUUUUGUAUCUGAUUGAAAUUCCUAUAGAAUUGUUCCCACAACCCAAUUAAUUGCUACAUAUAAGGGCUUUCAUAAUAUUUAAUGUUUUAUUCAUGUUGUUUGAAGUUUCA
Vitis riparia (riverbank grape) is the source of this 1582-nucleotide messenger RNA. Its product is annotated as ATP phosphoribosyltransferase 2, chloroplastic-like. Gene Ontology annotation, biological process: L-histidine biosynthetic process. Gene Ontology annotation, cellular component: cytoplasm. Lineage: Eukaryota; Viridiplantae; Streptophyta; Magnoliopsida; Vitales; Vitaceae. The coding region runs from base 128 to 1300 and encodes 390 amino acids. Gene Ontology annotation, molecular function: magnesium ion binding; ATP phosphoribosyltransferase activity. The record is from RefSeq and is a predicted model, not a curated record. The transcript is spliced from 11 exons.